This is a messenger RNA of Funneliformis geosporum, 510 nucleotides long. The record is from the annotation of a GenBank genome assembly. NCBI's taxonomy places the organism in Eukaryota, Fungi, Glomeromycota, Glomeromycetes, Glomerales, Glomeraceae.
AUGUCAUCAAUUUUGCAAACCUUGUAUGGAAAAUUUACAAAUUUGUCAAGAGGGCUUUAUCAUAUUCAUAAUCAAAAAUUUAUUCAUCGAGAUUUACAUAGCGGUAAUAUACUUUGUGGCAGAACUUAUAGCAAGAAUCAUGCGGUAAUAAGCGAUUUAGGAAUAAGUAAGUCUUCAACUGAAUCAACAGAUAUUGAUAAUAUUUACGGAAUUAUUCCUUAUAUUGCUCCUGAGAUUUUUUUAGGACAAGAGUAUACUACAGCUGCAGAUAUAUAUAGCUUUGGUAUGAUCAUGUGGGAGUUAAUGACGGGUAGAAAACCUUUUUGGGAUCAAGAUCAUGACACAGAACUUAUAAUUAAAAUAUGUGAUGGUAUGCGUCCUCCAAUUGUCACCAAUGCACCCGAGGGUUAUAUUGGAUUAAUGCAAAAUUGUUGGAAUUCUGAUCCAAAUAAAAGGCCAACCACUGAUUAUUUAAAGAAAGAAGUUAGUUCUGUUAUAAAUAUUGAAUGA